AUGUUUCAGAUGUGCAAGGAUCUGAAUGAACCCAUUGAAGAAGAAGUGCCAAUCAGUGUAUCCAAACAACAAAUUCCUGACAGAAACUACGUUGACGACAUCUACCGGAUAAUUCUGUGUCCAAUCUCAAAGACAGCCAGCAGAUCCUGGCUUAAGAUAUAUUUCAAACUGAAUGGACAGAUGAACACUUCUGUAGAAUACAACCAAAUGCCUCGCCAGUAUUUCGAACAAUACGUACGUAAGCUUAAGACGUACACUGAUUUUGGUAUCCAUGGUCGUGUGAACAGUUACCUAAAAAUAAUGACAGUCCGCCAUCCUCUGGUACGUCUUGUGUCAGCGUACAAGGAACAGGUGGUGCCACCACAUGGGCUGUUAAAUGGUGCAUUGGAGAAAUUUAACAUGAAAAGAAGACGCACGAGGGACGGUAAUAAAACAAACACAGUUACAUUUGAAGAUUUUCUGCAUUUUAUCCUCCAACGUCCAAAUAUCCAUUGGAAUGACUUCAAUACGUUUUGUGCUCCUUGCAAAAUGCAGUAUGAUAUCGUUGUGUAUUUCGAGACAAUGGCAGAGGACCUCAAAAACACUCUCAUUCUCCUGGGCGCAGACGACAUGAUCCAACUCCCGCCUUCACAUCGUGCAAAUGAAACGUCGUCUGACGAUGAAGCACGGCAGUUCUAUCAGGGUGUAGACAGGGACCUUUUGAAGCAAGUCAUGGCAAAGUAUUGGGUAGAAGAAAAGUAUUUUGGAUAUAACAUGAGCUUGUUUUCAUAA
Lingula anatina is the source of this 771-nucleotide messenger RNA. RefSeq names its product carbohydrate sulfotransferase 9-like. Lineage: Eukaryota; Metazoa; Brachiopoda; Lingulata; Lingulida; Lingulidae. Gene Ontology annotation, molecular function: sulfotransferase activity. The record is from RefSeq and is a predicted model, not a curated record. Gene Ontology annotation, cellular component: membrane. Gene Ontology annotation, biological process: carbohydrate biosynthetic process.